AAAAGGAAAAACGAAAACAGCGAAAGCAAAACAAAAAUUUGCUGCGUGAAAAACAAAUAAAUAAAUUAAAUUAAUGAUUACCUUGUAGCGUUUAUAUAGUGUAAAUAGAAAACUAUUUGUUUGCAUAAGUUUAGAGGAUGUAAAAAAAGGGUUCUUGACCAUAAUACCAAGCUCGUAAGGGUUUGAUAAAAUAUCGAUAAAAAACAAGAAAUGAUGUCAGCUGCCCAUAAAUAAACCAGACACGACAAGAAGAGAUUUAUUCUUCUACAACAUUAUUACCCCAAUAGAAAACAUGGAUACGGAUAUGAACCAGCGCAAUUAUUCGGAUGCAACGGAAAAGUCGUCACCCAGUGCAUCUGACUCUGGUAAUUACUCCGCUAGUGCAAACAGCGAGAUUUCAUGUCCCUUUGAGAUAGAGCUAAAUAAACAUUGUCAGCACAUUCAUACAUUGCUCAAAGAGCGAGAUCAAGCACUUUUCAUAGCUAUGCAAGAUGUACGAAAGCUACGCAGUGAACUUGAACGACUUAACAAGUCAGAGGAAUGGUAUAAAAAGGAGUUGCGGGAACAAAAAAAUACGAGGUUGGAGGCACUUGAACGACUAUAUGCUCAAGAACGUAAAUACAUGCAAGAGAAUCAACGCUUACAACACGAAUGUGUGCGUCUGUAUGAAAAAUGUGGCGAAUUGGAAAAGGAGCUGCAAGCCAAACGAGAUAAAGUCAUGCAAAUGAUAGUAGAAGAUGAGCAACUUACAGACAUGAGCGAUAAAACUGAUGAGGUGUUGAACAAAUUUGAAUUAGAACAACAGCGAUCAUUAGUUAAUGACCAGGAAAAAUUAAUCGGUGUCCUCCGUAAACAAAAGCAUGUUUUGCUUGAAGACUUGAGAAGACUGAAUACUGAAAAAGAUUCCAAAGUAUUGGAACUGCAGGAAACCCUAGCUGGUAUAGAGGUCGAAAACACGCAUAUGACGGCGCAGUGCAAGCGAUUGAUAACCGAAAGGCAAAUAUUAGAAUGCACACUAAAAACAAAAGAUGAAGCGCUAAAUGCAGAAAUCGCCGAAAAGUUAAAGAUGACAGCUUUGAUUGAGGAGCUGAGGGAGCAGAGCAAGGAGCAGCUCGAAUUGUUAUUGCACAAAGAACUCGAAAUUCAAGAGCUCCGAAAGAAUUUCAAUGAGAAUAUGCAAAAUGAAAGAGACUUGGAUGAAGUGCAUCGGUUGAGUAUUUCUUAUCACGAGGAAAUCAAUGCUAAAACCGCUGAAAUAUCGUCACUUAAAAAGUCUUUCAACGCGCUUCAGAUAGAAUUAAACACUCUGACAGACUUACAAUCGCAGAAUGAGGAACAAGGGCGUCAUAUAGAACAGCUCAACUUUUCACUGGAAACGCAAACAUGUGAACUAAGAAAUUUGAAGCAAACGGAUGAAGAAAAGUCACAGCAAAUAACUGAGUUACAGCAUAAUCUGGAAAAAAUUCGCACCCAGCACGACGUUACGCUUGAGCAAAUGAGUUCUGAAAAAACUACUUUGAAAAAUGUCAAGCGCGAAUUGAUUGCUUUGCAUGAGCAAUAUGCCAGCAUGUGCGCACUCUGUGAAAAAACCCGUUUCGAAUUGGAGAUACUUGAGAUCGAAAAUGGCAAGUUGAGAUUCCAAUCGGAUGGAGACAAACGCGAAAUCGAGGCACUUAGGGAAAAACUAAAAGGUUACCUUAAACAUAUGGAGGAUUUGGGAAUGCGAAUCAAUGAGCUGGAAGCAAAAUUACAAAGUGUAAUAGUGCGAAAUGAGGAAUUACAACAAAAAGUGAGAGAGUUCGAGGAAGGUACUGCAGCACAGGAUCAUUUUAAUAUCGAAAAAGAGCAAAACAUAGCUUUGCAGCAGAAUAAAGAGCUGAUCGAUCGAUGUAACGAGGUUAGUAAUAGUCAUAAAGCCAGCGAGGGAAACGAAACAGACUUAGGAAGGAUGAAUGAUAAUGAAGAUGAUGAUAGUGGCUUUUUAGAAGCUACUGACGAUAGUUUAAAUGAUGGUGAAGACAAUGAAAUAUGCAAGUCAGAUUUACAAUGUAAAAGGGAAUCGGAUUGUGCCACUGUCACAGCUGUAAAUGAGACACUUCUACAAAAAUUGAGCUCACAAAGUGAAAUUUUGAAAGAGAGACAAAUAUUAAUUGCCUCUUUGGAGAAGCUUAUUUGCGAUGGAACGGCAACACUAGAUAACGAUGCUUCCCUCAUCAAUAGUGUUAAAGACAAACGGUGGCAUGGUGGAUUAUCGGAGCAACAACAACAAUUGAUGAAAUAUUUGAAUACCCAAAGUCUUUUGAUUGAGGAGAAGAGCAAGCUUUUGGAAGCGUUUGAAUCACUAGUCAAUGAGAAACCAAGUCCAAACGAGAAAACGCACGACAAUCACAAUCAAAACAUUUCAAAAAUCAAAAAAAUCAUCGAUGAGAACAAAAAACAAAAAACUGUAAAUACAGAAGAAGCCGAUAUACUAAUGGACACGAAUAUAAAAGACAACAGCCAAAGUGAUAAAGGUUAUAGUAAAGAGGUAGAGUAUCUACAAAAGAAAUUACAGGAUGAGGAAGAAAGACAUUUUAAAGACAGGAGCGCACAAGAGCAACUCCAUAGCGUUCAAAUGAAGAGCUGCGAGGAAAAUAUACAACGCCUACAGACAGAAAAUGAACGUCUGAUAAAAGACCUGCAAAGCUUAAUGGAAGCGAAAUUCGAAAUGGAAAGUGCGCUUGAAAACCAGACACAGUUGAUCAUAGAACUGCAAAGUAAGUUGUCUACACACGUAAGUAAAUCUAGCCUUACACAGGAGCUAUUGCCACCCGAGAGGGAGGAGCUUCUACGUUUGCGUGCCAAUGUUGGGGAGCUUGAAAACCGUUUGGAGUCAGCUAUGCAGCACGACGAAGCUCGACGCAACGAAAGAGUGCGGCUCAUACAGCAGCUGAUAGAGCAACAAAAUUGCAAAGUGAAGCAGCUUACUGAAUCUCAAGAAGACUGGGAAGAUCUUCUGGCAACACUAAAAGUUGCACAAAAAUUAGAGGAGAGUGCGAGGGCAGAGUUGCAGUUGAAACACGCCGAGCUGGAGGAGUUGAAUGCGCUCUUCGCCGAGCAGAAUGAACAGCUGCGACAGCUACAAAAAAUAGCAGUGCUUGAUAAAACCAAUGAAAGGGCAGAUGAACAUGAGCAACUGCGAUUGACAUUCCAAAAGGAGUUUGAAACGAUGCGGGCUGACCUAACCGCACAAUUGGCCGACAGCGAGGCAAAGCAACGUAAAAUCGAAGAAUUACAGGGCAAAAAUGAGCGCCUUGAACGUCAUCUCAAUGAAGAUUACGCCGAAGAAAUGGCUAAAAAUCAGCGGCAAUUGCGAGCUUUGCAAGUAAAAAUGGAAAGUCUAAGAACAGAACGGGAUCAGUAUGCUGAGCGUCUGACGGAAAUGGAAAAUGAGUUGCAACAGUUGAAGAAGAGCAAACGCGAUGGACUUUUGUUGCCACCAGAAUUUGUAGUACUCCCUGACAGCGCAGCACACACUUCUUCCACCGAAGAUACAUCCUCCUCGUCAAUUGACGCAAACGGAAACUCAAGCGCCAGCGAAUCUGAUAGUAAUGAACGCAUGCGCAUACUCACCAAAGUGCUCGAGGCAGAGUACCGGCGCAAAAUGAAGCGCUACGACUUGCACAUACACACGCUGUUGGGCAAUAUCAAAAAACUGAAGAAAGCUUUGCGUGCGACCGAACAACGAGCUGCACACUUGACACUCGAGCAGUGCCAGACGAUGGAAGAGUUGCGCGAACUACGUUUGACCCGAAGGCAGCUCGAGGAGAUGCGUUUGAAGUGCGAACAUAACCAAAUCACUAUUAAGGCGCUCGAGCAGGCUCUAGAAAUGGAGCGCAAAAAAUUCGAGGCUUCCGAUUUGGGUAAGGCGACAAACAGCACACGCGACUCGGUAGGAGAAGCGCUGCGCACAGAUGAGCCGGCGCACGAAGUGGCGAAUUUAAUUGAUGACUAUAAAAAGUUAAUUCAACAAUCGGCACUCGCUACACGCCGACCGAAGACCAGCACCAUACUGGAUCUCAUCCAACGUAGCAAUCAAUGUGUGCCAAAUUUACAUAAACUGGAGACGACAGUUGGUGGCCUGCGCAGCGACUUGGAGCACUUUGUUGGCGCGCAUACAAUGAAUCUGCGUCUGCAGACUGCAAGUGCCAACAAGUUGGAUGGGCCCUCGCUGAUGGACGAGCUGCGCGCUGCAACUGAGAGUUACUAAAUUUUUAGUGACUCCUUAUAGUUAGUAGCGAACACUGUGAAUGCGCCUGCACCGAGUGAUUAUCUUUUGUCCUACUUCAUUAUUAGUUUUUCUGUGCAUAAAAUGCAACAAACAUUGCCAAAUUAAGUUCAACUAUUUCUAUAUAUACAUUCUUAUUUAAUAGUAUUUUUUAUCAGCUGUUUUCAGUUCUUUUUUGUAUAUUUAUUUGUUAAUUUCGUUUUAUAUUUAUUCAUAAAGUACUACACUUUAACUUCCUAAAGACAUUUUUCCACAGAUUGAGAUUUUCUUGCAAAAGAAUGUCCAACCAGGUAAUUGCCAAACGACCCAACAAUCGAUGUCAUGACUUCAAUAAAAAUUGCCUAAAACUGA
This is a messenger RNA of Zeugodacus cucurbitae (melon fly), 4618 nucleotides long. RefSeq names its product putative leucine-rich repeat-containing protein DDB_G0290503. The coding region runs from base 293 to 4249 and encodes 1318 amino acids. The record is from RefSeq and is a predicted model, not a curated record. The transcript has 5 exons. Lineage: Eukaryota; Metazoa; Arthropoda; Insecta; Diptera; Tephritidae.